AUGCCACAUACACAAGAAACAUCAAUCCUAAAGAAACGAGAACAAAAAAUCCGGUUGAUAUCACAUCACAAUUUAAAUUUGACAGAACAACAUGAAAGAUUUCUUUUGUUCAUUGAUGAACUUCUUAAUAUAAAAGAGUACUUACAUGAAUAUCUUACAGUUGAAAUACGCAGAGAACUUUUUAGGAAGAAAAAUAGAAAAAUUGAUGAAUUUUCUUUUCAAUUCUGCAAGAGUCUUCGUCUCGUAGAAUUAAAUCCAAUCGCCCGACACGCAAUUUCCCUUAAAGAUUUUUAA
Molecule: messenger RNA, 294 nt
Organism: Clunio marinus
Lineage: Eukaryota; Metazoa; Arthropoda; Insecta; Diptera; Chironomidae
Source: the annotation of a GenBank genome assembly